This is a messenger RNA of Anisakis simplex (herring worm), 1194 nucleotides long. NCBI's taxonomy places the organism in Eukaryota, Metazoa, Nematoda, Chromadorea, Rhabditida, Anisakidae. The record is from the annotation of a GenBank genome assembly.
AUGGCAUCCAACGUACUACCGCAAUUCAGGGCCCCCGCGAGAGCGUUUGUGGGCAUCGGGGGGUGCCAAGAGCGUCAGGAGGAGAGAGCGAGAGGAGAGCAGCCCCGCGGGUUUGGGCUCGUUUUUCAAGAGGUCGAGCGGGUAACGUGCAGCACACUGCUGCAAGUUUUGGCCGUUUUGGCCUUUUUACCGGCCCCACAAGAGCUGGCCGGGUACAUCCAGAGGAACUGGUUGUUCCUCUCCCGGCUGGAACCGUACAAUAUUAAUGCAGACGAAGCGGUCCGCCGGGCGCUGAGGGAGGAGGAUAGCCCCCUCAGUGUGGAAGCAAUCUGUCGGAUGAGGCACAUCCAGCUGCUCGUCCACCAUGGUGGUGUAGGUGGCGGCAGCUGGAAAUUCGGCGUUUCCGGCCCAAUACAUCAGGCAAUCUAUACGCCUGCCGGAUUCGUCGCAUUAAAGUGUCCUGGCUCUGUCCAGGUACUGGCAGAGCCAGAGGCACGCCCAUCCGGCAGAGGUACCCGGCCAGAAGCAGUCGAACAGCCGCAGACCAAACCCUACCCGCCCCCACCCCAACCCCAUUCCCCAGAACCGGCGCAGCGCACCUAUAACCUGCGCUACGCCACCGCACGAAGGCAGCCGAGGGAGAGACCAGAGCCGCAAGUGUUCCGGCCCGCAAAUAUCGAAGAUUUGCGACCGGAGCACGCAUCCGAGGUAACACCACCCACCACCAACGCAUACAUGAUUGUCGGUUACCCGGAUGCGCCAGGCCGUCCACAGGUUUCGCAACUGUGGCGGCUUGGAAAGUCCAUGUGCGCAGAGCUAAGUGCCAUCAAGAAACAAAUGAACAAAUCAAGCUGUAAAUCAUUACGAAACACUAACUCAAUUAUCAUUUCAGCGCUGUGCACAUGGUGCGGCUACCACGUGCAGGUUCCUCCCCACCUCUCCGAGCAACAGUUGAACAUCUUCAUGGACGCCCACCGGUCGGAGAGGUGUGUGCGCGCCCCCCGUAACAUCCAGAAGGCGCGUAGGCUCGACGCCGAACGUCUUUCGGAGCUGGGUCGCGAUAUUACCCAUAUCGCGGUCCCACUCCGCGAGGGCGCCGAGGCAACGGUGUCGUCUCGAAAACGGCACCAAUCCUCGGGGACGUCAGCUGGGGACUGCCGUGGACCUGGUCCGUCGAAACGUUACAGGGAGUAA